Molecule: messenger RNA, 198 nt
Organism: Clunio marinus
Lineage: Eukaryota; Metazoa; Arthropoda; Insecta; Diptera; Chironomidae
Source: the annotation of a GenBank genome assembly
AUGCAAAAUCGCAGUCAUUUCUUUCAAGAAAUAAGGUCAGAAAUUAUUCUCAAACCCGUAGGUGCUGUUAGAGUUCACUUUAGAUUUAAAAGUUAUCGAUUGAAAAUUAAAAGCGAUUUUUAUUCACACAUCGCUUACGUUCUAAAGUCAAUGGGAAAACUGACGAUAGUAAACGACGAGCUUAACGUUCUGACGUGA